AUAACCUUCAAAUAUUUUUUUCGAUUUUGUUUUGUUCACGUGAAAUUUCAUCGCUUUUGUCGAUUUUCACAAAAUGUUUCUACUUUUGAGCAUAACUGCGAUUACAUUCCUGAUUGCAUUCAUCCAUAUCAUCACAAAACCACUUGUUGCUUUGUUGACAUCAGCAUCGGCCGAAGAGAAACAAUUGGUUCAAGAAAUUGCCAAACUGAAGGAAGAGUUGGAGGAAAUUCCGAUGCGCAAGGAAUACACCAGCUAUGUGAAAGUGGAACGAAAAAUUGUUGUUGCUCAGGGCAAACUGAACGAAACACGCAGUGCAAAUCAGACGAAGAAGCUUAUGUACUCCUAUGGAAUCCCUUACGGACUUCAAGCACUACUCUCAGUCCUGCUUUUGUUGAUCACCAUCGCUUAUCGUUAUACACCAAUUGUCGUUUUCAACGGAUCCCAAUAUGACUUCAUACCAUUCGGCUCGAUUCUACGAUUCCCAACUGGAAUUGACGGAGCAGUGUCUGUGCCGUUUUGGAUAUUCGUCAAUAAUUAUGUAUCGCGACAUGCUGCUUCUUAUGUUAAGUAA
Sitodiplosis mosellana (orange wheat blossom midge) is the source of this 571-nucleotide messenger RNA. RefSeq lists its product as uncharacterized. Lineage: Eukaryota; Metazoa; Arthropoda; Insecta; Diptera; Cecidomyiidae. The record is from RefSeq and is a predicted model, not a curated record. Gene Ontology annotation, biological process: tail-anchored membrane protein insertion into ER membrane. The coding region runs from base 74 to 571 and encodes 165 amino acids. The transcript has 2 exons.